Molecule: messenger RNA, 7529 nt
Organism: Cheilinus undulatus (humphead wrasse)
Lineage: Eukaryota; Metazoa; Chordata; Actinopteri; Labriformes; Labridae
Gene: n4bp2
Product: NEDD4 binding protein 2
Exons: 16
Coding region: 168-5648 (1826 amino acids)
Molecular function (GO): ubiquitin binding
Source: RefSeq, a predicted model, not a curated record
UGCUGUUUGAUAUCUUAACCUUUCGGUUAUUUCACUUGGGCUACUCUACCUACCAAAACAUUAGCAUGUUUUCCGAUUCAGAAACUAUGUCCGUAGCUCCUCGACCACGAAGCUAGCUCCAUACAGCCGCCAAUGAAAGCUACCGGAGGCCACUUUUCAGCCACGGCAUGCCCCGGAGAAAGAAAAACGGUCAAAGCCCGGCCAGAGUUCCCGGCGGACCACCAGAAGUAGGAACCCUCGGUAACAACACAGGACACCGACGACCUCAGGGAUUUGACGGCUCAAUGGCGAAUAACUUCACAUCCAGCACCUCGCUGUCCAGCUCAGCUAAGGAGGAUAUCGUUAAAAGUAUGCAGGAGAUGUUUUCACACCUCGACCCUGAAGUUAUUUACAUCGUGCUGUCCGAGUGUGAUUUUAAAGUUGAAAAUGCAAUGGACUCUCUCUUGGAGCUGUCAGUGGCUGCUGAAGUUGCAGCGCCUAUACCAUCUCCUGUCUCUGGCUUUGAGCUCACUGCUGCAGCCCUGCUCAGCCCACGUCAUCAUCCUGAGCCUGGGCCGGACACAGACUCCUCUACACCAUCACAGCUGACCUCUUCUCCUCCCCUCUUGACAGAGGAGCUGGACCUGCUCAUUGAUCAGGAGUUAGAGACUUUAACCAUGCAACAAGGCAUUAAUGAUGAGCAAAAGAGCAGCCAGUAUUUAUCCUCUUCUACUCUGCCACCUUUAACACAGCAGGACCUCCCAGAACUGCUUCAAUCCAGCCUGCAACCUGGAUCUAGAGGCUCCUCUGUCCAGCAGCAAGGCCCAGUGGGUGAUCAGGUGGAGAGCAUUUCUGGGACGACUUCUCCUCUCGACCAGCUCAGCACUUGGGAAGACAAGGUCACAGAGGAGCAGAAAUCAGUGGUGGAUUUCACACAUCUGAUGACGGAGACAUCUGCUGACACUCAGAAACCUCAAUUGGACUUGGCAGCGUCAGGACGCCCCUCAGCUUUCCAGGUGUAUAAAAAACAAGACUCAUCAAACCCUUCCACAGACAUGGCUUGGCCCAUUUUUCCUGAUACAGUUGUGAGCGGCGCUAGAUCUAAGAUGAACACAUCAAAUCAGGAGCUGCUUGGCAACAUGUCAUCACUAUGGAACCCAGAGGCACCAGUGUUUUCUCCCCGUUCCUAUGGAAACCAGGGGCCAGCCUUCAUUACUCCAGUGGCUCAUGCACCUUCCAGCUGGCCCUGCCUACCUAGAAAUCCCUCUCCUUGGCUUGGACAGGCUCCUAUAAAUCACGCUCCUUUAAAAUCUUCUGCUACUAUUCCUAAGUCCUGGCCCUUGCCUGUUGCUCCUUAUCCGCCUGCCCAUUAUGGCAGGCUGCGCCUAGAAGGGAAGGUCCUUGUGCUACUGCGUGGUGCUCCUGGGUCUGGCAAAUCAACCCUGGCAAGAGCCUUGAUUGAACAUAACCCGGAUGGAGUUAAACUCAGCACUGACGACUUUUUCACUCGGCAUGGAAGAUAUCAUUUUGAUCCCACUACACUUGGGGAGGCCCAUGAGUGGAACCAAAAACGAGCCAGGGAGGCAUUUGAAAAGGGCGUCAACCCCAUUAUCAUUGACAACACUAACAUGCAAGGCUGGGAGAUGAAACCCUAUGUGGCUCAGGCACUGAAACAUGGGUACAAGGUGCUGUUUCGAGAACCCGACACUUGGUGGAAGAACAAACCCAGAGAACUAGAGAGGCGUUCUACACACAAUGUACCAGUGGAGACAAUCCGACGGAUGCUUAAUGGAUAUGAGCGGUUUGUCACAAUCCAAUCCAUCAUGGGUUCACAGAUGCCUGAGUUCAAACAACACAUCCCUCAGGAGAACAGAAACUCACAGCCCAAGUCCUCUGGAACACCUUGUCCUGACCUUGUAGGACAGCCUGAAUUAACAGGGGGGUGUAAUACUACCCACCCAAAACUAUUCUCUUCUCUCCCCGACGUUUCAUCCAUUACUCUUUCUACUGAGAGUGGCAAGCUGGAAGACUGCUCUACCAAAUGUACAGAGUCCCUCGAUUUUCAGUCCACUGGAAGGCUUAUAGAAAAACCGGACGUAACAGACGGGGACGAUGAGAUGGACUUGGGUGAACUAGACUCUGAGUUAGAUGCACAAUUAGAGCUGAGUACUACUGCAGAUCUGACUAUCCCAGACUGUAUAGUGGAAUCAGUGGUGAAUGAAGAUCACCAUGGGGAAGAGGUGCCUGUGGCUUUCUCUGAGUCCAUUGGACAAAGAGUAAAGAGGGAGAGGACCAGAAGGAGGUCUGGUUUUGACAGCUUAGAGCCUGCAGAUCUGGUGAAAGACACCAACCAAUCAGAUGGGGAGGUGAAAGAGAGAGAAAAAGCAGAAGAUGAGGGAGCAGAAGGGAUUGGGGCAGAUAAGGGAACUCAAAAGAUGUUGCAUUUUGUAGGAGAUUGGCCCUCCGAAGGGUCACUUCAGCAGCGACAGGUAAGGAAAAGAGACAAACAUAAUGAAGGGAAUGAGAGGGAAGAUGAAGGUGUGUCUCAAGAGGUCAAAGAAAAUAAAGCAAAAGGGAAUGCGGGGCCAAAUGGGGCAGAGUUUCAGAGGCUCCUUGAUCUUGUUCAGACAGGUGUAGCUACUUUGCAGGCCAGCUCUUCACGCUCAUCUUCUGUGUCCCUGAGCUCUGGAGAGGAGUCUGCAAAUGAAGAGGAGGGAGAGGGGAGGUUUGAGGAAUCCAGUGGCUUUCAAUCAAACAGUGAGGAAAGAGAACAAAAUAUGGGCAUGCUUGACAGCAGCAGAGGUGAAUUACCUGACUGUGUGUUAGACUGGAAAGCAGCUGACUUCUGUAAGGUCAAAGAAUCAGCUGGAAGGAAUGAAAAUAUGUUGGGGAUCGACAGAGACACGGAGAUUGUGGAUUUUAAAUUGUCUAACCAGACAAACUUCCUCUCAUAUCCUAGUGCUGAUUCUCUGUCCAGCUCCAAAAUUGCAGAUGUGAAUGUUUGUAAGGAUUUAGAGGGAAGUCAAAAUCUUGAAGUUGAGUCAAACGCAAAGCCUAGUGCAGGUCAAACUGAUACACACAGGACUACACAGGAGUCCAAAACUGAGGGGGAUGGUGGUCACAUUUGUGAGAUGUCUCUUAGUACUCCGUGUGAAGCCUCUGUGGAAACAGAAAGCAGUGCCGUUAGUGGAGGCAGUCAGGAGAGGAAGCAGCGCCAGGGUCGUAGAUCGGGUAAACAGUGUAAACUAGCACUUACUUUUACACAAAACUGCCCUGCUUUUCCACCAGGUACUCUUGAGGGGCCCGAUAUCACAGCUAGUGGUACAAACAGCAGUCAGAAUAAUAUUAACGCCGAUGUUAAACCCAUCAGUACCACCAGUCUCAGCCUUCAACCAAACCAUGACCUGUUCACACAGUCCAGCUCUGAGGCACCUCUGAAGCCUCUUCCACCAUCUCUACUGGACACAGGCUGCCCCACACAGACAGAACCUCAAGACUUUGCCCUUCUUUGGCGUCUAAAUCGCCGAGAUAACCCUGAUGACACUGGUGUCACUUUGUGCAGUCACCCUAGUGAAAUCACAGUGCUGUCUGGAGACUGUUCUCGUUUUGUGCCAGAACUGUCCUCUGCUGUCUCAGCCGCAGUUGCAGUUCACCCGUCCAGCCACACAGAGGUGCCCUAUCGUGUGAUGCAUGAGAAGGGCACACAGGUGGAAGAGAGAGAGUUUGGGGCAACUCAAGAUCGGCUUGAGAGCCUGCGUAUUCUUAGCCGCCACUUUAAGUUGGUUAGUUUUGAUACAUUAGAAGAUCUGUAUGACAAAUGCCAACAGGACCUAGAAUGGACAACCAAUCUGCUGCUGGACUCAGGAGAAAGGUUCUUCAGAGAUGAGGAGGGUGAGAAAGAGACGGUGGUGGAUGAAGGAGAAGAGCAGAACAAAUCCAGUUUGUGUAAGCCUUUAGAUGAAGCAGUAGAAGUGAGUUUAUGUGCUUAUGAGUUGGAUGAGCGCUCCUCUGAAGAUUUAUUGAUUUCAGCUGAGAAAGGGGGUGAGCAGAUAGCAUUAAAAAAAGGUGAAAAGUUAAAUGAGAGCUCCAGUAAUAGUGAUGUGCUCAGUUCAGGGAGAGGAGCUGAUUCACUUCCAAACGAAGAUCAUUCACAUGCAGUGUCACAAAAAUCUCCUGGAUCAGAACAAAGUGCUUCCAAAUCAGUAAACAAAGGAGAGAGAUCUGGGGAAACUGAACAAACAGUGCUGUCAGAAGUAGACCUAGGAGACGGUGCUUGGGGUGUAAACUUUGAUGAUGGCGUGAUAAUCGAAGAUUCAGGAGUUGAGAUUAAAGAGGAAUUGGCUAGCAUGGAGGAGGCCCAGCGGCUGCUUCGGGCUGAGCUAGAAGAGAUGGAGAGAGAGGAAAAACAGAGGGAGAAGAAUGAAAGGCGGUUUAUGGAGGGGAAAAGGAGCAAACACCUGAACAUUGAGAGCGUGGAACUGAGACUACCUACUGAGGUGGCACUACAGCUAACUGAGCUGUUUGGUCCUGUUGGAGUAGAUCCAGGUUUAUGUUCCUCUGAGGACUAUGCAGUGCAGAUGGAUCUGAACCUGGCCAAACUGCUUCACCAAAAGUGGAAGGAAACCAUUCAGGAAAAGCAGAGACAAGCAACUCUAUCCUUUCACCUGCUUCAGGAGAGUUCAGUACACUGGGGUGAGCCACAGGAGGCCAAAUCAGGACCACAAGACCUGACACAGCCAGCACGUUUCCUGAUCAGUGCAGAUGGGUACGUGACGGCUGACAGCCAACCAGGGGCCCAGGGUCAGAUCCCAGUCAUGGACCACUGGAGAUUAUCCCGCUCACAAGUCUCUCUCAGAGAAAUAAUAAAAGAGGAACAGGCUUUGCAGGAAAAUGUGGUGAAGACCAGAAAGAGUCGUGCAGACCUUGACCGGCGGGACGGAGCCACCCGGUUAAAAGAAAACCAACUGUACUCCCUCUUUCCCACUAUAGACCAGCAUUUCCUCCAAGACAUCUUUAGAGACCACAAUUACAGCCUGACUGAGACAGAAGUGUUUCUUCGAUCUCUGUUGGAUGAGGAGCCCGUCAAGACAGUAGUUGCUCCAGAGGCAUCUCGGUCUGACCAGCACAGAGCAGCCAGCAAGGAGAGGGAUAAGAAGCAGAAGCCCAUGGACUAUAUUGCUCUAGACUAUCAGGACACAGAGGAUCCUGAGUACAAUGACUUUAGGGCGGAGGCCAACCUGCAGAGAAGCCGACAACUUGAGAGUUUUGGAAAGGCUGCAGAGGCCUUCAAACAAGGACGUAAAGAAGUGGCAUCAUUUUACGCACAGCAGGGACAUAUGCAUGGCAAACGAAUGCGUGAGGCCAAUCAUCGUGCAGCAGCUCAGAUUUUUGAGAGGGUCAAUUCCACACUGCUUCCAAGGAACAUCCUGGACCUCCAUGGGCUGCACGUCGAUGAGGCUUUGGAGCAUCUGGAGCAUGUCUUACAGACCAAAAUGACAGAGUGUGAGCAGGGUCUGUGUCAGCCUCAGCUCUCUAUCAUCACAGGAAGAGGAAACCACAGCCAGGGGGGCGUGGCCCGCAUCCGUCCCGCCGUUAUAGACUACCUCACCAGCAAACACUACAGGUUCACUGAGCCAAACAUAGGUCACGUGGUAGUGUGUUUGAAGUGAGAAGAACCUGCUUUAUUGGAUUCGAGCUGCUUUGAGGACAACACACACAUGCAGAACACACUCUCUCUCACUCUCUACCUCUCUCUUUGCUCAUUUAAUCAUUACAGUAUGGUACACUCAGCCUCCUGUUUUUUAAAGUCUGUCAGCCAGUUUUUGUUCUUCUCAUUCCAUCAUUACAGCCACUGUUAACAGGCAAGAAAAUGAGUCAAGUCCUGACCUUGGUGAGAUUAAGGUUGAAUAUAAUUCAGCUUUAUUCAUAUCUUAGUAGGCUUGAUCUAUGUUUAUGGCAGAUAAAUGCAUCAGUAUGAAACAGAGCAUAUUUACACAUAAUUUGAGUUUGCUGUUAAACUUUAAUGCAUGAACAUUUUACCUUCAAAAACAUUUUAAAGGUUGAUUUUGUUUUGCAUUAAUCUUUGUGCCUUUUAGAAAGAAUGAAAAAAAAACUUUUUUUGGGCUUCAGGUCUGAUGAGGCAUUGUAUAAAAAUUAAACCAUUGGGGUUUACUUAUUCAGAGUAAGGCUAGAAACAUAACAGGUGGAUUUUAUGGAAUUUUUUAAAAAACAUGAUAGCAUGCUGUCUACUUGAAGUUUGUUUCCAAGGAUUUCAAUUAAAAAAUUUUUGGGGAAGUGUUUUAGCAUUUAGUUAAAAAUGAGUCUAAAUUAGAUGCAUGCUGUCUAUUCAGGGAGAGUCGUGUGAUGAGGCUCCACAAAAGAAAGACCUUAAACAGCAGCAUUGUUCUUGGUUGUAGUGGUAUGGAGUGUUUUUUUUUAACAGGACGUGAACUUUAAUCUCUGUAUAGUCUCAUCAAACUCCAUCCUGACUUUGGCAGCUGUGCACAUAAUUUCCACAGGGUCUGUGUCCACAGUGUUUCUCCCUCUCUGUGGCUUUGCGCCCACUGAAAACACAUGCCCUUGCCCACUGAAGUACAACACAGCACAGAGCUGAUCGAUCAAAAGAUCACAAGUCCACAAAAGCUUGUUGUUGUGCCUUAAGGUUAGCGUGGUGAUGGGAUAAACUAUUGGCAACCUGUUUUUUAAUUUAAAAUUUUAACCUGUGCCCUGUACGUUCCUGUGGGUUGAUCUGCUCUGUUCAGUUUCACACAUGCUUAUGGUUGGCUUCACUGAACACACUCAGCACAUAUCUUAAGUAGAGCAGCACGUCACGUCUCACCUGCCGUAGAAAUAAAAAGAUUGACUAUAAAAUCUGAGAUUUGUUGGACUUCAUGACACAGAUGGAAAAUGUGGGAAAAUGCAGGCUCUUUUUUUCUUAGCUGCUGUCUCAUCACUUUUCCUCUUUGCUUUAGUUUAAUGCCAAGUAUCGCUGCAUAUAUACGAAUAUUAAAACUCAGGUAAAGAUUUAAAAGUGUUUCUUGUUGCCUUUCUUGGUAGCUUUUCUAACCUGAUAUACCAAAAUUUGUAGCAGUUUUAAUCCUCCGGUCACUACAAUAGUUUGUUAGUUUAAAUGGCUUCUGUUGGGGUUUAUUUUGUUUUUGUUUUUUUUUUUUUUAUCUUUGUGACUUUUUCACUGAAGUAGGAAAACAAUUCUGAAAGAUUUUAUUGAUUGUAAAUAAUUUUGUGAACACCUAAUUUGUAAAAAGAAAAUUGUAUUUUUGUAUUCUUUUGUUAAAUGGUUUUACAGAAACUGCUGAAAUAUGGAAUAAAACGCCAAAUAUUUACUUUUUGAAACUUGUCAAAGUGUGGGUCUUCAUCAGCCGUUCUUUUACUAGCUUAGGUAUAAGUCAUCACUAGACAGUUUCUGCACGAGAUCGGUUCACAUCAGCACGUAUAAUAUACUUAUUAAUCUUUUUUAGAAAUGUGUAAACAUGAAAUGUAAGGAGUUUUACAUGUGUACCUCUGCAUAAGAUCUUUAUAUGGGUGGUUUA